GGUAACGUUCAAAAUAAUAAAUGAAACUGGAGACUUAUCUCUAAAUAACAUCACUGGAGAUUUAGACAUGAGGUUUUCAGGUGGUAUAAAAUACUUCAUCAUCUUGCUUAUAUCUUUGGUUAUAUGUCUCACAGUUUCUGGUAACCUUCUUGUUAUGUUAGCUUUUAUCGUGGAUAAGCGCCUUAGAACGCAGAGCAAUUUUUUUCUGCUGAAUCUGGCUAUUUGCGACUUUUUCAUUGGAGUAUUCAGCACCCCUUUAUAUUUACCAUAUAUGCUAACCGGGAAGUGGCAGUUUGGACGCUUGGUCUGCAAACUCUGGCUAGUUAUCGAUUAUAUGAUGUGUGUGGCUUCUGUGUUUAAUAUUGUCCUGAUCAGCUAUGACAGAUUUCUUUCUGUGACCAAAGCCGUUUUAUAUCGCUCCCAACAAAACAGCCACAGGUCCACUGUCAUUAAAAUGGGCUCUGUCUGGGUAUUGUCAUUCCUUCUCUAUGGUCCAGCCAUUAUUUUCUGGGGAAGUAUUUAUGGACAAAACGAUAUAUCAGAUACUCUUUGUGCGGCUGGAUUUUAUGAAGUUUGGUAUUUUAAUUUUGGAACUUCGAUUAUAGAUUUCGCUCUUCCUCUAUUCAGUAUUUCAUACUUCAACCUGAGUAUCUAUUGGAAUAUCAAAAAACGCAACAGAAAGAAAAGGUGUCCUUCAGGUCCCCAUCAUUUAAAGGAAAAUCAGAAACGUCCAUACAUCGUAGCAACUAAUGCUGUUCUUACUUCUACGCCAUUACACAAGGAAAAGGAAGUUUUGGCAGGCGUAAGGAGCAGAGUUAAGACAUUCUCAAUCCAUUGCUUUUACAGUAAGAAAAUAUCUUCUGUUCCACCAGCGGACAGUCAAACAAAUACACACAACAUUCAAACCAUUAAGCUUUCAAGGGACAAAAAAGUUGCUAAAGCUCUUUCGGUUCUUGUGUGUGUUUUUGCAAUUUGUUGGGCUCCGUACACGUUUGUAAUAAGCAUAGGUAAAGCCUGCAAUGGCCAAUGUGUAGAGCCAUACUGGUAUGAAAUCACCGUCUGGAUGCUAUACAUAAACUCUGCCAUUAACCCUAUCCUGUAUCCUUUAUGUCAUAAAAGUUUCAAAAAUGCUUUUAAUAUUAUUUUACAAAUGUUUCUAAAGGCAUUUAGAUGUAUGAAAUAG
Spea bombifrons (plains spadefoot toad) is the source of this 1183-nucleotide messenger RNA. RefSeq names its product histamine H3 receptor-like. Gene Ontology annotation, cellular component: plasma membrane. Bases 68 to 1183 code for a protein of 371 amino acids. Lineage: Eukaryota; Metazoa; Chordata; Amphibia; Anura; Pelobatidae. The record is from RefSeq and is a predicted model, not a curated record. Gene Ontology annotation, biological process: adenylate cyclase-activating adrenergic receptor signaling pathway. Gene Ontology annotation, molecular function: G protein-coupled acetylcholine receptor activity. The transcript is spliced from 3 exons.